Fusarium tjaetaba is the source of this 1791-nucleotide messenger RNA. RefSeq names its product heterokaryon incompatibility (het-6OR allele). NCBI's taxonomy places the organism in Eukaryota, Fungi, Ascomycota, Sordariomycetes, Hypocreales, Nectriaceae. The transcript has a single exon. Bases 1 to 1791 code for a protein of 596 amino acids. The record is from RefSeq and is a predicted model, not a curated record.
AUGAAUCUGCAAGGAGAUCAAAUUCGGCUACUUCGACUAAACGUUGAUUCAAGCUUAUCGUUCAAGCGCGUUUCACUUAGCGAUCCAUCCCGACCACCUUUUGUGGCGCUAUCCUAUGUUUGGGGUGACUUGACUGACACUCUGCCACUCAAUAAUGUAUCGGGUCAGACUAUCCAGGCAACAAGAAACCUUCAUCAUGUUCUUGAUUGCCUCUUUUCAUCCCAUUUCGACGAGUUCCUCUGGAUUGAUGCGCUGUGUAUCGAUCAGCAAGAUCAACAUGAGCGGGCUUCCCAGGUCGCUCUCAUGGGAGAAAUUUACUCACAUGCACAAUACGUCUUGGCUUUCUUAUCCCCGCAAUCAGGACUCUUCCACUUGGGGCUCGACUACAUAGAGGCGACUGCUCGCGACACGAUGAUGCACUUCGAUCCAUCUAUUUCACCUCAUUUGACAGUCCAAGGUCUUAGUGCCCGCGAUAAACCGCUGCAAGACUCCAUUAUCGGCUUCUUUGCCGCUCCAUGGUGGACCAGAGUUUGGACGGUCCAGGAAUUCUUAUUGGCCCGAAAAGUCAUAUUCCGAUGCGGGAAUCGUCUUAUUGACUCAGAUAUUGUACGCAAAGCUUGCAGAGCCUGGAUAGAUCACGAGAACUCUUGCUGUUGGGCUGCGCGUCGACCGAUAGAUGGUAGUGCGCAUGGCUUCCUCGAUAUUCCCAGUGAAAUCAAUGGUGGCUUGACGAUCUACACUGCGACUCUCCGGAUGAAGCACCUGAUGGAUAUGCUUAUUCCUGGAAAGCUAUUUACCGAAGACUUUCUCGCUGCCAUUUCACUUUUCCGGGUGCGCCACUGCUCAGAUCCUCGGGAUAGAGCAUUUGGGUACUUUGGACUGCGUUCGCCUGGUCUGGACGUCAAGGCUGAGAUACCUAUCGACUACACCGUGUCUAUAGCGGAUCUCUACAAGAACCUGGCCGUCGCAUUAAUCAAGAAGUCUCAGACACUAGACGUGCUCAGUCAUGUGCUACACGAAUCGGGAAUUAAGAAACGGACAGAAGGCUUGCCCAGUUGGGUCCCAGACUGGGAUGCGACGAUAGAUGAUCGGUACCAUCUCACGUACACAGAACGAACAAAUAUUAUUCGACAUUGUCAUGCUUCAGGCGACAUGAAGCCCGACUGGAGGGUGCAAAACUCAGGCCGUGUCGUAACUCGUGGAUUACAAAUUGCGGUCAUUGAAGCAACCGCACCCGGCUACCCUUCCAUCAUCCCCGGUUCGACGCUCAGAGGCAAAACGGUCAUCAGCGAGUGGCGUCGACUGGCUGGUCUAUCGACGUAUCGCGACGCAUCUCCCAUUGAUAUGCCAUCUUGCAUCGAACAAGAGCGUGCGUUUGAGAACGCCCUUGGUGGAGGUUUUUCAAUGAAGUGGCCACAGGGCAGUUUCGAGUACACAGAUGCAUACCAUGCUUGGCUCGAAUGGUUUGUAUCCUCGGAGGUCGCCUUGGCCAAGUCGUGCAAACAGGUUAUACAAGAUUUCGAUGAGUUGAUUCGGCAGACGAGUGAACGUCGAAGGUUUAUCGUGACGAGUGAUGGGCAGAUAGGUUUUGGCCCGGAAGGAGCUGAGAAGGGCGAUGUGAUUAUGAUUAUACCUGGAGGGAAGGUUCCUUAUGUUUUGAGGGACGUUGGGGACUCUGGCUGUGGAGUGAAGAAGUAUAGCUUGUUGGGAGAUGCAUUUAUUAAUAGUGUGAUGGCGGGUGAGAAGAUCAGUUCACCGGUCUCCGAGUUCACAAGGAUAGUCAUCAUCUAG